GCUUAACUUUGUAGAUGAAUGCAAAUGAGGGACGCCGAGAGCCAACGGUGGAAGAAAAUUCCUGAUCCAAACCUGUGGAGGAAUAAGAAGAGCUCCAGUGAGAAAAGAAAUGGGGCAAAUGCCAUAGGAUGACCGCUGCUGGUCCCCUCUUACUGGCUGUGAUAUCGUCUGUCCUGUGGCUCACGCGGGGCUUUGACCCGGCUCCCAGCGCCUGCUCCGCUUUGGCCUCCGGCGUCCUCUACGGCUCCUUCUCUCUCAAGGACCUCUUCCCCACCAUCUCCUCCGGCUGCUCCUGGACCCUGGAGAACCCCGACCCCACCAAGUACUCUCUGUACCUCCGCUUCAACCGUGAGGAGCAGGUGUGCACCCACUUCUCGCCCAUGGUGCUGCCGCUCGACCACUACUUGGCCAACUACACCUGCGAGCCGCGCACGGAGCCCGCCAGCCCCCCGCCCUCCCCACACCCCGAGGAGGAGGAGGAGGAGGAGGAGGGCGAGGAAGCCGAACUGGAGCUGUGCGAGGCCUCGGGGCCCUUCACCUUCCUGCACUUCGACAAGAACUUUGUGCAGCUGUGCCUGGCGGCGGAACCCGAGGCUGCCCCGCGCCUGCUGGCCCCACAAGCGCUGGAGUUCCGCUUCGUGGAGGUGCUGCUCAUCAACAACAACAACUCCAGCCAGUUCACAUGCAGCGUGCUGUGCCGCUGGCUGGAGGAGUGCCUGCAAGCCCCCGGCGCCCGGCGCUGCGGCCUCACCCACGCGGGUUGCAGCUGCCAAGCAGAGAGCCCCCCGGCACCGCGGCACAACGGCACACGGCUCCCCACCGCCCGCACGCCUGCCCCGCCGCCCGCUGCCACCCCCCAGUGCUGCCCCCAACCUGAGCUGCAUUCUGCCAGUGGCAAUGAGUUCGAGCUGCCCGAAGUCCCCCAUGGCAAUGCUGUUGAGGAGAACCAGAAGGUGAAGACGCAGUGGCCGCGGUCGGCGGAUGAGCCAGGGGUGUACAUGGCCCAGACAGGGGACCCCGCGGCGGAGGAGUGGUCGCAGUGGAGUGUCUGCUCACUGACGUGUGGGCAGGGCUCCCAGGUGCGGACGCGCUCCUGUGUCUCCUCUCCAUACGGGACGCUGUGCAGUGGGCUGCUGAGGGAGACACGCACCUGCAACAACACGGCCACCUGCCCAGUGGAAGGGCAGUGGUUGGAGUGGGGCGCCUGGAGCCGCUGCUCCGUCACCUGCGCCAACGGCACCCAGCAGCGCACGCGCAAGUGCAGCGUCUCAGCCCAUGGCUGGGGGGAGUGCCGGGGAGCCCACGCCGAUGCCCGCGAGUGCUCCAACCCCAUGUGUCCCACCGACAGCAAGUGGGGCCCCUGGAACCACUGGAGCCUCUGCUCCAAGACGUGCGACACGGGUUGGCAGCGCCGCUUCCGCAUGUGCGAGGGCACCGGCGUGCAGGGCUACCCCUGCGAGGGCACGGGCGAGGAGGUGAAGACCUGCAAUGAGAAGAAGUGCCCAGCCUACCAUGAGAUGUGCAAGGACGAGUACGUCAUGCUGAUGACCUGGAAGAAAACCGCAGCGGGGGACGUCAUCUACAACAAGUGUCCUCCCAAUGCCACAGGGUCCGCCAGCCGCCGGUGCCUGCUGAACCCCCACGGGGUUGCAUACUGGGGUGUGCCCAGCUUCGCCCGCUGCAUCUCCCACGAGUAUCGAUACUUGCAUCUCUCACUGCGGGAGCACCUGGCCAAGGGGCAGCGAGUGCUGGCGGGUGAGGGCAUGUCGCAGGUGGUGCGCAGCCUGCUGGAGCUGAUGGCCCGCAAGACCUACUACAGCGGGGACCUGCUCUUCUCCGUCGAGAUCCUGCGCAACGUCACCGACACCUUCAAGAGAGCCACCUACAUCCCGUCCUCUGAGGAUGUGCAGCGCUUCUUCCAGGUGGUGAGCUACAUGGUUGAUGCAGAGAACAGGGACAAGUGGGAGGACGCACAGCAGGUCUCUCCCGGCUCCGUGCACCUGAUGAAGGUGGUGGAGGACUUCAUCCACCUGGUGGGGGAUGCACUCAAGGCGUUCCAGAGCUCGCUCAUUGUCACCGACAACCUGGUGAUCAGCAUCCAGCGUGAGCCCGUCUCUGCCGUGUCCAGCGACAUCAACUUCCCCAUGAAGGGCCGUCGGGGCAUGAAGGACUGGGCACGCAGCUCUGAGGACAAACUCUUCAUCCCCAGGGAGGUGCUGAGCCUCGCCUCUGCCGAGCUGGAUGAGUCGUCCCACUUUGUCAUCGGGGCCGUGCUGUACCGCACGCUGGGACUCAUCCUGCCGCCCCCCAGGACCCCGCUGGCCGUCACCUCCAAAGUGCUGAUGGUGACGGUGCGCCCACCCACCAGGCCCUCCGAGCCCCUUGUGCUGGUGGAGCUCUCCCACAUCAUCAAUGGCACAUCCCAUCCGCAGUGCGUCACCUGGGACUACUCAAGGAACGAUGCUGGCUUGGGAAACUGGGACACGGAGAGCUGCCAAACCCUGGAGACCCUUCCAGCACACACCAAAUGCCAGUGCCGCCGGCUCGCCACCUUCGCCAUCGUCGCACAGCUGCCCAAAGACCUGGCCAUGGACCCCUCGGGCAGCCCGUCGGUGCCGCUGAUGAUCGGCUGUGCUGUGUCCUGCAUGGCCCUGCUGACGCUGCUGGUGAUCUACGCUGCGUUCUGGAGGUUCAUCAAGUCAGAGCGCUCCAUCAUUCUGCUCAACUUCUGCGUCUCCAUCCUGGCCUCCAACGUCCUCAUCCUCGUGGGGCAGACCCAGAUGCUCAGCAAGGGCGUUUGCACCAUGACGGCCGCCUUCCUCCACUUCUUCUUCCUCUCAUCCUUCUGCUGGGUGCUGACGGAGGCCUGGCAGUCCUACCUGGCGGUGAUCGGCCGCAUCCGGACACGCCUGGUCAGGAAGCGCUUCCUGUGCUUGGGAUGGGGUUUGCCAGCACUCGUGGUCGCCGUCUCCGUUGGCUUCACACGGACCAAAGGCUAUGGGACGGCAAGCUACUGCUGGCUCUCACUGGAGGGCGGUCUGCUCUACGCCUUCGUGGGACCCGCAGCCGUCAUUGUGCUGGUGAACAUGCUGGUGGGCAUCAUCGUCUUCAACAAGCUCAUGUCCCGCGACGGCAUUUCAGAUAAGUCCAAAAAGCAGCGAGCUGGGGCAUCGCUGUGGAGCUCCUGCGUGGUCCUUCCCCUGCUGGCGCUGACCUGGAUGUCGGCCGUGCUCGCCAUGACCGACCGGCGCUCCAUCCUCUUCCAGGUCCUCUUCGCCGUCUUCAACUCCGUCCAGGGCUUCGUCAUCAUCACUGUGCACGGCUUCCUGCGCCGAGAGGUCCAGGACGUGGUGAAGUGUCAGAUAGGGGUGUGCAGGAGCGAGGAGAAUGAAAACUCGCCCGACUCCUGCAAGAAUGGGCAGGUGCAGAUCCUGACAGAUUUUGAAAAGGACGUUGACCUGGCAUGUCAGACAGUGCUCUUCAAGGAGGUGAACACCUGCAACCCUGCCACCAUCACUGGCACUUUGUCGCGCAUUUCGCUGGACGGCGACGAAGACCCCAAGCUCAACACCAGCUCAGAGGGCAAUUUGGGCUUCUCCAGCCUGCCGGGCAACAUCCCCACCGCCAGCAUCCUGGUGCAGGUGCCCAAGAUGACACCCAACGUGGUGGCCGGUUUGGAGCUGGGCGAGCCGCCGGCGCAGCUGGAGGCACAGGGUCCUGUCUACCUGUGCACCGAGAGCAGCCUGCGGCCCCUGGAGUACGGCUGGCUGCGGGCGCCGGAGCCGCCAAGGGAGAGCGAUUAUAUGGUGCUGCCACGCCGCAGCCUGCAGCCCUUCCAGCGCGAGGAGGGGCCCAGCACUGAGGAAGGGACCCCCCGUCCCACCGGGGCAGGAGAAGGGGAUUCCUACCCCGGCUUUGUCUCGGUGGAGCACGUCAACGUGAACCUGAGCCAGCCCUACGGGACGGUGAAGCACCCCUACGGGCUGCAGUUCAAGCAGCACCCCACGGUGCGGCAGAUCCUGGCGUCGGAGCUGUCGGAGCGCAGCCGCACCAUGCCGCGCACCGUGCCUGGCUCUGCCAUGAAAGUGGGGUCCCUGGAGAGGAAGAGGUUGCGGUACUCCGACCUGGAUUUCGAGAAGGUGAUGCACACUCGGAAGCGUCACUCUGAGCUCUAUCAUGAGCUCAACCAGAAGUUCCACACGCUGGACCGGUACCGGGCGCCAGCUGCUGGCACCAUCAAGCGAGAAAAGCGAUGGAGCGUCUCAUCAGGCGGUGGGGAGAAGAGCGUGGCCACUGACACCGCUGGCCCCGAGGACCCGCAGCCGCCGGCCGCGCCGCCCAAGCCCUGGAGCACAUUCAAGGCGAUGACUCUGGGUUCGCUGCCCAGCGCUCACCGGGACCGCCUGGAGCUGCGCUGUGCGGACUGGGAGGGCCCCUGCGCUGGUCUGGAUGCGGCCGAUGGGGACUUCCAGACGGAGGUGUGAGCCCCGCGCAGGACCAGCUCGGACGCUGUGUUACUCCGUCCUCCUCUGCGCCCGGGGGGAUCCCAGCCGUCGGAGCCAUCCCCGCGGGGGGACCGCGCACCCCACACUCACC
Centrocercus urophasianus (Greater sage-grouse) is the source of this 4596-nucleotide messenger RNA. RefSeq names its product adhesion G protein-coupled receptor B2 (gene ADGRB2). Lineage: Eukaryota; Metazoa; Chordata; Aves; Galliformes; Phasianidae. Gene Ontology annotation, molecular function: G protein-coupled receptor activity. The transcript is spliced from 30 exons. The record is from RefSeq and is a predicted model, not a curated record. Gene Ontology annotation, biological process: G protein-coupled receptor signaling pathway; cell surface receptor signaling pathway; negative regulation of angiogenesis. Bases 129 to 4484 code for a protein of 1451 amino acids. Gene Ontology annotation, cellular component: plasma membrane.